Theobroma umbraticum is the source of this 742-nucleotide messenger RNA. RefSeq names its product Ribosomal protein S19 family protein. Gene Ontology annotation, molecular function: RNA binding; structural constituent of ribosome. NCBI's taxonomy places the organism in Eukaryota, Viridiplantae, Streptophyta, Magnoliopsida, Malvales, Malvaceae. Gene Ontology annotation, cellular component: ribosome; cytosolic small ribosomal subunit. The record is from RefSeq and is a predicted model, not a curated record. Gene Ontology annotation, biological process: translation; ribosomal small subunit assembly.
GGGUGAAAUUUUGACAGGCGGAUGUGGAGACAGAGGUGGCGGCGGCCGGAGUACCCAAGAAGAGAACGUUCAAGAAGUUUAGCUUCAGAGGCGUUGAUUUGGAUGCUCUCCUUGAUAUGUCCACUGACGAGCUUGUCAAGCUCUUCCCUGCUCGUGCUCGCAGAAGGUUCCAGAGGGGUCUCAAGAGAAAGCCCAUGGCUUUGAUUAAGAAGCUCCGCAAGGCGAAAAGGGAGGCCCCACCUGGUGAAAAGCCAGAACCAGUUAGAACCCACCUGCGAAAUAUGAUCAUUGUACCUGAAAUGAUUGGAAGCAUAAUUGGUGUGUACAAUGGCAAGACAUUUAACCAGGUUGAAAUCAAGCCUGAAAUGAUUGGGCAUUACCUUGCUGAGUUCUCCAUUUCAUACAAGCCAGUUAAGCACGGUAGACCUGGUAUUGGUGCUACCCAUUCAUCUAGGUUCAUUCCUCUGAAGUGAAGUCCCUUCUCGCAGCCUAGAUACUUUAUUCGGUGUUGCUAUGGAGAAACAUUUAUGUUGAUCAAAUUUUGUUUGUUGCACUUUUAGUUUCUUAAUGGCAAUUUUAUGCCCUUUCUAUUGUUAUAUCAGAUAAUGAAUCUUAGUCAUGUUUUAAAGAGGUGUUUUGAAUGGUACACUUAGUGUUUAUGGUAGUUGAGCUUGUUAGUGAAUUGGUAUUUUGCCCACUGCGUUGUCUGCAAAAUUUAUAUAGUUUCUGAAGUUUCACCUCA